AUGGCAGAUGGUCGGACAAGUUUUGCAUUGGGCCAAGCUAUGAUGUAUCACAAUUUCGGCUUGACCGUGCAGACCUUCUUCUUUGGUGGAUACUCUGUGCUGAUCCUGCUCGCAACGCGCCUGUUCUUACAGCGGGGACUUCAAAAAAUGUCGACAAGAGUUCUGUGUGCCCUCAGUCUCUUCAUGUACUGCAUUUCCACGGCUUAUUGGGCGUAUACGGUGGCGGAUGUUGUCGCAGCUACCCAGAACUAUAUCGAUCCGGCCAAUACGCAAUGGGCAACUUUCUUUACCCAAGUCUCCGUUCCGUUCACGCUCUGGAACGCAAUUGUGCUUAUCAACUUUGUCAUCAGCGAUGGGAUCGUCAUAUGGAGAGCAUGGGUCAUCUGCAGACGAAGUCAUCGUGUUUAUCUAUCGAUUCCCAGUACAUUCUUACUGCUUACAAUUGCUUCCACCAGUGGCCUCAUUGCAUUGCGCACCAUUGACAUUGUCAAGCCGGGGUGGCUCAGUCAUGCCAUUCUCACCCGAGCGAUCGACAUAAUGCAGCUAUCCAACAUGACCACCUCCUUGCUCUCCAACCUCAGUGCAACUGGACUUAUCGGCAUCGAGGCGUGGCGACAUCGAAACACCAUUAAGCGCGCAUUCAAACGCAAAACCACGAAAGUAAACCAAGUCUUGCUGCUAUUACUCGAGUCUGGAACAAUAUAUUGUUCGACCGGAGUUAUUGGAAUCAUUUCACAGUUGAUUCGGCUUCCACACGGAACACUGAACGAUCUGCUUGUACCGGUUAACAUCCAACUGGCGGGAGCAUACGCACCAGCACUUUUGCUGCUUAUCAGUUCUCGUACUUCGGCGGACGACACAGAAUUUUUGGGGACCAUACCUACCUCGGAAAUGGUGAACGACACAAGACCGAACGGAUUUGCAAGCAAUGGGCGGCUGCGAGAACGAGCGCUUGUCGUCAGUGCUCUCCGUUUUGCAGUCAAUCCGGAUUCGAGCGAUCCUGAGCAAGCCUAUGCCACUACCUCCUCUUUCUCUCCAAUGGACGUGAAUUCCCCACAAAGACCAUCCCAGGAGGAGCGGCAGGAAAAGAGCAUUAGAGAAAAGCGGAGUGAUCUGACUUAUGUAGAAUGA
Molecule: messenger RNA, 1131 nt
Organism: Mycena indigotica
Lineage: Eukaryota; Fungi; Basidiomycota; Agaricomycetes; Agaricales; Mycenaceae
Exons: 6
Coding region: 1-1131 (376 amino acids)
Source: RefSeq, a predicted model, not a curated record